Cannabis sativa is the source of this 2813-nucleotide messenger RNA. RefSeq names its product protein ALTERED SEED GERMINATION 2. The transcript has 20 exons. The record is from RefSeq and is a predicted model, not a curated record. Lineage: Eukaryota; Viridiplantae; Streptophyta; Magnoliopsida; Rosales; Cannabaceae. Gene Ontology annotation, cellular component: Cul4-RING E3 ubiquitin ligase complex; cytoplasm. The coding region runs from base 216 to 2483 and encodes 755 amino acids. Gene Ontology annotation, biological process: negative regulation of fatty acid biosynthetic process. Gene Ontology annotation, molecular function: protein binding.
UAUAUAGGUUUUUUUUUUUUUUUUUUUUUUUGCAAGAAACCAAAUAUAUAGUUAUAUUUUAUUUAUUUAUAAAAAAAAAAGGAAAAAGAAGGAAACUAGACAGAGAAAAGGGUAGAAGAAGGGUAGGAGAGUGUAGAAGGAUCGAAAGCUCUUCUAUUAAUCCAUACUAGUUAGGGCUGUGAUUUCAUUUGAUUUUUGUUGGAGUUUCAUUUUCAAUGGAACCCUGGCCUUUUCACGACGGUAAUAUCUACGAUUUGCUUCACAGACGAUACCUCCAUGGCCCUCAAGAUGCAAAUCGCAGUUUUCAGCUUCAUUCAUCACUGAUACGAAGGCUUUCACAGGAAAAAGAGUUGGAGGGGCAUGAAGGUUGUGUUAAUGCUAUUGCUUGGAAUUCCAGCGGUUCACUUCUGAUAUCCGGAUCAGAUGACACACGGAUUAAUAUAUGGAGCUAUGCUGGCAGGAACCUUUUGCAUUCCUUAGAGACUGGGCAUUGUGCAAAUAUAUUUUGUAGCAAAUUUAUUCCUGAGACUGGUGACGAACUUGUGGUUUCUGGAGCGGGAGAUGCAGAAGUUCGGUUAUUUAAUUUGUCUCGAUUAAGUGGGAGAGGAGCUGAUGACAGUGCUAUUGCUCCAUCAGCUACGUAUCAAUGUCAUACAAGAAGAGUCAAGAAGUUGGCUGUUGAAGUUGGAAACCCUAACGUUGUAUGGAGCGCAAGUGAAGAUGGGACAUUGAGGCAACAUGAUUUUCGAGAAGGCUCUUCAUGUCCUCCUGCUGGAUCUUCUCAUCAAGAAUGUCGCAAUAUUUUGAUUGACUUGAGGUGUGGAGCAAAGAGGUCUCUAGCUGAUCCUCCAAGACAAAAUUUUGCUCUAAAGUCUUGCGAUAUUAGUGCCACCAGGCCUCAUUUGCUCCUAGUUGGUGGGAGUGAUGCGUUUGCACGGUUGUACGACAGAAGGAUGCUGCCACCGUUCUCUUCAAGUCAGAAAAAGAUGCCACCUCCUCCUUGUGUUGACUAUUUUUGUCCCAUGCAUCUUUCUGACCAUGCACAUUCAAGCUUGCAUUUAACUCAUGUUGCGUUUAGUCCAGAUGGAGAAGAGGUUCUACUUAGUUACAGUGGAGAGCAUGUCUAUUUGAUGGAUAUAAAUCACGCAGGUGAUAGUUCUAUGCAGUAUAGCCCUGCAGAUGUUUCUCAGCUGACAAGCUUCACAACUAGGCUUGACAGAGGUGAACUGACAUCUGAAGUUGGCCUAAAGGGUCAUUCUAAGGAGAGAAGUGCUGCUCUUGACAUGUGUAAGAAGCUACUCCAAAUUGCUGAAAGAUCCUUGGAGGGGGACAUGAAUUACUAUUUCGGCAUUGAGGCUUGCGAUGACGUGUUAAAUGGAUAUGGUCAAUUUAUUGGACCAGCAUUGAAGCAUGAUUGUCUCUGUAUGCGUGCUGCGUUGUUGCUGAAGCGAAAUUGGAAAAAUGAUGGUCACAUGGCGAUUAGAGAUUGUCAUAAUGCUCGAAAGAUUGAUGGCUCCUCAUUUAGGGCACAUUACUACAUGUCUGAAGCUCUGUCACAGUUAGGAAGACAUAAAGAAGCUCUAGAUUUUGCUUGUGCUGCUCAAAAUUUGGCUCCUUCUAAUUCUGAUGUAGAAGAAAGAGUUGAGAGAGUUAAGAAGGACAUUGCUGCAGGCGAAGCAGAAAGAAAUAAGAAAGAAAAUGAAGGAAUUUUGAGGUCUGAACCUCGAGGUGAAGCAAUGCCUUCAUUAAGUGACAUAUUUUACCGGGUAGAGGCUAAUAGUGAUGAUAGCCCAAGAUCUGAAAGAGAAGAUUCUGAUUAUGAAGAGGAAUUGGAACUGGACUUUGACACAUCAAUGUCAGGUGAUGAGGAGCAUGAUGUUGAACCCAAUAUUCUGCAUGGAAGUUUAAAUUUAAGAAUCCAUCGAAAAAAUGAUUCAUCUAGGGAAAGUGGUGGUGCAAAUGGCUCGUGUGGAUCUCCCUCAUCAUCAUCCUGCAAUGACAGAGCACCAUAUCAGCCUGGGAUAGCUAUUGAUAUGAAACAAAGAUAUGUUGGCCACUGUAACGUGGGGACUGACAUAAAGCAGGCUAAUUUUCUGGGUCAAAGAGGUGAAUAUGUUGCUAGUGGAAGUGAUGAUGGCAGAUGGUUUAUUUGGGAGAAGAAAACCGGCAGAUUAAUAAAGAUGCUUCAUGGAGAUAAUGCAGUUGUCAACUGUGUGCAGCCUCAUCCUUUCGACUGUGCUGUUGCUACGAGUGGGAUUGAUAACACAAUUAAGAUUUGGACUCCAACUGCUUCCGUCCCCUCAAUUGUAGCCAGUGGAGCAGUAGGGCCAGAAAGUGCUGACUUUUUAGCUGCCAUGGAAGGGAACCAACGGAGAUUAGGCCGCAAUCGUGAUGCAAUCCUGGGUUUUGAAAUUCUUGAGCGCUUUCGAGUGCAUGAGUUCACUGAAGGAAACUUGCAUCCAUUCGAGUGUGCUCAGAGCUAAUCAGGUUCUUGCUGAAGCUUGCAGAGGCUUCAUCUUUCCGUGCGUGGACUGGAUUGUACUAUGGGAAGGUAAGAAAGAGAAUGCAUAAUGGAGACUUAUUUUGCCCUUGGUGUUGCAUUAUUUUUCCUGAUACCCUUGUGUAUAGUUAAGACUAUCCUCUCUGGGGUUUCCUUUUCCUUUUUUCAAAAAACAAAACUUUAAUCUAGUAUUUAUUUUGGUAUUUGUAGUGCGUACCUUUUCCUUGUGUAAAGAAUGCUAUAUUACUUUUAUGUUCUCACUUAUUAAAAAUGUAUAGAAUGCUUGUCUAUUGUUAAUAUUAAAGCUUGUCAA